UAUUUCAAAAACAAGAUUUUUAUUUUACGAUUCAAACUUUUUCUUUAAAUAUUUACAAAAAAAUGAAUAAUUUUCGCACGUGGUUGGACAAAGAAAGAUGUUAUCCGAAUGGGAUGCUUACGAGGGAAUAUGCAGCUGGACUCACCGAAUUUAUGAACGUUGCUAUGAAUCAGGAAAGCUGCUUAACAAGUGGUAAGAUGUUAUGCCCAUGUCCAUCUUGUAAUAAUAAUAUCGACAUUGACAAAGAUUUAGUCUGGGGACAUAUUUAUAGUCUUGGAAUUAUGUCAAGUUACAAAGUUUGGUUUUAUCAUGGGGAAACUGAUGCUUAUCACGUGGGUAGUACAAGUGAAAAUGUGCCUAAAAGGGUAGAAGAAUCUAGAUUGGAUGAAGGAGGUGUAGGAACGGUUCAAAUGGUUCACGAUGCACAUAGAGAAAAUAUGCAAGAAUUUAUAGAACCUGCAAAUAUAGUAGAAGAACCAAAUUUAGAAGCCAAAAGAUUCUACGAUAUGCUAGAUGCAUCGAAGAGUCAUUUAUAUGAAGGUUGUAAGGAAGGACAUUCUCCUUUAUACGCUGCAACUAGGAUGAUGAAUAUAAAGACGGAUUAUAACUUGGCAGAAGAUUGUGUAGAUGCUUGGGCAGAUUUUGUUAAAGAUAUUUUACCUGAAGACAACAUCUCACCAGCUUCGUAUAAUGAAAUUGAGAAGAUUGUUUCUGGUCUUGGUUUGCCAUAUCAGAUGAUCGAUGUUUGUAUCGAUAACUGUAUGAUUUAUUGGCAAUCAGACGCAGAGUAUUUAGCUUGUCGAUUUUGUGGAAAACCCCGGUUUCAAAAUACAAGUGGGAGGUCCCGAGUAGCGUUUAAGCGUAUGUGGUAUUUGCCAUUUGCCGAUCGGUUGAAAAGGUUAUAUCAAGCAGAGCGGACAGCUGCAGCUAUGAGAUGGCACCAGGAGCAUUCAACUGAUGGCGAGAUCGCGCAUCCCUCAGAUGCAGAGGCAUGGAAACAUUUUCAGAGAAUUUAUCCAAGUUUUGCAGAAGAAAGUAGGAAUGUCUACCUUGGACUAUGUACAGAUGGUUUCAACCCAUUUGGGAAACAUGGACGCCAAUAUUCUUUAUGGCCAGUGAUUCUCACACCUUACAAUUUGCCUCCGUCUUUGUGCAUGAAGAGAGAGUUUCUAUUUCUGUCUAUCCUUGUUCCUGGUCCAGAACACCCAAAGAGAUCUCUUGAUGUCUUCUUACAACCUUUGAUUCAUGAGCUACAAGUUCUAUGGGAGCACGGAGUUCAAGCCUAUGACGUAUCCUGGCAGCAAAAUUUUACGAUGCGUGCGGUGCUUAUGUGGACUAUUAGCGAUUUUCCAGCCUACGGAAUGUUAUCUGGAUGGACAACGCAUGGGCGAUUAUCAUGCCCAUAUUGUCAGGACAAUACAUAUGCAUUUCAGUUAAAACAUGGAAGAAAGACCUGUUGGUUUGAUUGUCAUAGACGUUUCCUACCACGGUCGCAUCCUUAUCGCCGUAACAAAAAAAGUUUUAAGAAAAACCAUGUAGUUUCUGAUGGUCCACCGCCUGAGCCAGAUGGUGAAAAUAUAUUGAUGCAACUUAGGGAUUUUGGAGUGGAAAAGACAACAUAUUGCGGGGGGAGUGUGCAUAAUCCAGUAGAUGGUUAUGGAGAGUUUCACAAUUGGCACAAACAUAGUAUUUUUUGGGAGUUGCCUUAUUGGAAAGAUCUCUUGUUGAGACACAAUCUAGAUGUCAUGCACAUUGAGAAGAAUGUGUUCGAUAACUUGAUGAAUACGGUUUUAAAUGUCCCGGGGAAGACAAAAGACAAUAUCAAAUCGAGAUUAGACUUGCCUUCAAUAUGCAAUCGGCCUCAUUUACAUGUCUUAUCAAAUGGAAGAGGUCCAAUCCCUAGAUUCAGAUUAGAUGGAGAUGCUAAGGAUGCAUUAUUUAGGUGGAUUGUUUGAAAGGUUAAGUUCCCUGACGGUUACGCUUCCAACUUACGAAACUGUGUUGACAACCAAGAAGGUCGAUUAUCAGGGAUGAAAAGUCAUGAUUGUCAUGUGUUUAUGCAACGAUUACUACCAUUUGCAUUUGUCAAUCUCCUCCCCAAAAACGAACAUGAAGCUAUUGCAGGUAUUAGUGCUUUUUUCAGAGACCUAUGUACAAGAUCACUAACGCCAGCUGGUAUCAGGCAAUUAGCUGACAACAUACCAGUUCGAAUAUGUAAUCUUGAAAAGAUAUUUCCACCCUCUUUUUUCGAUGUGAUGGAGCAUCUUCCAAUACAUCUUCCUAGAGAGGCAGAAUUGGGGGGACCUGUGCAGUAUAGGUGGAUGUAUCCAUUCGAAAGAUUCAUGUUUCACUUGAAAAAGAAGGUGAAAAAUUUAAGCAAAGUGGAAGGUUCUAUUAUUGCUCAAAGCAUCAACGAAGAAAGAUCUAACUUUGCUGCCCAUUACUUUCCCCCAAGUGUUCAAACAAAGAGCCGAAAACCCAGCCGUUAUGAUGACGGUGGAGAAAAACCACAUUACAUUACCCAAGUUCCAGAUAUAUUUUCACAAAUUGGGCGGUUAAGCGGGAAACCAACAAAGAGGUGGCUUACGGAAGUUGAAGUUAAACAUUUGCAUACCUACAUUUUGUUGAAUUGUGAGGAACUAUGGCCAUAUGAGAGGAUUUAUAUGGACCAGUUGCGAACAUCUUAUCCACAUUACGAUGAGGAAACACUUGCCACAAAAAAACAAAAUGAAUUUGUUCAAUGGAUGAAAUUCUAUGUGCACACAUGCAACAAUAGAGGUGAGCGAUUACAUACCUGGUUAGAAGAGUUGGUAGAUGGUCCAUUGUCGCUUGCUCAAAGUUCACCGACAUACUACACACGUGGAUAUGCAUUCAAAGUGUUCCGAGAGAGAGAGAACAGAACAACGAUCAAUUCCGGAAUCAGUACGCAAGCCGGUAAUGUAAUAUACUAUGGUGUUCUACGGGAGAUAUUGGAGGUUGAGUUCCCAGGAGUUAUUAAUUUGAAAUGCAUAGUUUUCAUGUGUGAUUGGUAUGAUCCAUGUAUUGGGAGGGGAGUACGUGUAGAUAAAUUUGGUGUUACUGCAGUAAGAACAUCAAGAGUACUUGAUAGAUAUGACCCUUUCAUCCUCGCAUCACAAGGCGACCAAGUAUGUUACAUUCCCUAUCCUCGCAUUACCAAAAAACAAGAUUCAUGGGUUACUGUUACGCAAGUAAGCCCAAGAGGAAGAGUACACGGAGUUAUUGAAAAUGCCCCUAUGCAACAAACAUAUGUUGGGAGCAUCUCUUCUGUUGAACUUAAUCAUGACGAUCCAACAACAGGAGAAUUAGAAGAAGAGACCACGAUCGAUGAGAUUUUGGAUGUUUAUGAAGAAGAGGCUGGAGAGUUUGAUGAGGAGUAUGAUUCCGCUUCAUCUGAAUAUUCAUCUGAAUCGGACUAAUAUUAUAUUCAUAUUUACGUUUAAUCUGAUGAUUUUAAAUUAAA
Camelina sativa (false flax) is the source of this 3481-nucleotide messenger RNA. Lineage: Eukaryota; Viridiplantae; Streptophyta; Magnoliopsida; Brassicales; Brassicaceae. The record is from RefSeq and is a predicted model, not a curated record.